CAGAGAUAUAUGACAUUUUAUUGUAUAAUUCACAACUACUAUUUUGAUAAGAAAAUCAAAAUCAAAAUCAAUUCCAGAAGUACAGAAUAACGGAGACAUGUUGUUUUUCUGGAAUACAAAUGAAUUAAAAUUUCAUAAAUGUGACUAUAGUUAUAAUAAUCAUGAUCAUUACAACAUAAAAUUAAAUAAAACAAAUAUUGUUAUAACUAAAUGUUACAUAUUUUUUAUAAAAAAUCUUUAUUUUAGUCAUAUAUUUCGUAAUUCGUACUUAGUACUUACUAUAAGUAAUUAUUUGGGAUUUUAUUUCAAAGUUUGUUAUGCGUCCAAGUAGAACUUUCUAAUAUCACAAGGUCUUCAGCAGCUGCGCGUCCAAAUAUUUUACUUCCCUCGAAAAUGAAAAUAAUUCAUGUGGCAACGACUUACUACCCACAUUCAUACUGCCUUUCUCCGUGUACGCACUACACACUAACUGACUUUGCUUCCGAUAUCUGUGCAAGAAGCCAAAUCGAGUGUCUCGUGAUCUCGUCCGUGACUCCAUCUUUUCAAUGUUCUUUCUCCGCAGUUUAUGUAUAUUUUAUGUUUAUAUGCUUAUAUAUGAGUCUACAAAAACAUCUAAGACUAUGAUUUUCGUCCCCAGAGAGGAGCAAUUCAAUCUUGCCUUAAAAUCAAGUUUUUGUCCUGUUUCAGUUUCACCCAUUGCUUUGAUACUUGCAUUGAAACUUCCCCUGAUCUUGACCUUGCCGGUGCUUAUUGCAAAUGUUUUAAAAUUCAAUUCUUGAUGUUCAACGGGACAGGCCUAAUCAUCCUUGAUUUUUAAGAAACUGGUGUUGCUUUCAUCAGUUAUUGAUUGCUACACAUUGGGCCAUUGUGGGGCUGGUCUUGCCUUGUGAAAAUGAGUUAUUUUGUUGGUACUUAAUAAUUUUCUUUUCCCACUUUUGGUCUUAUUGUUGCUGAAAGAUAAGAUCUUUUUUCAUUAUUGGUUGUAUAUAAUAAGAUGUAGGGAUGGUUUACCCCUGCUGUAUAGAAAAGAUUCUUUCUUUGAAAGUUUUAGUGCAAUAAAAUAUUUUCUUGAGGUACAUACUGUUCAGAUUUCUUUUCUUCCUUCCUUUUGUAUUGAAAGAUUGGAGAAGUAGUUAGCUUUACAAAGAAUUAAGAUGAGGUGGUUAUUGGUGUUGGGAGUGGUUGUUUUUUCAGUCAUGUGUGGAUUUGUUAUGAGCAAAGAAUGUACUAACACUCCUUCAAAGCUGUCAUCACACACUGUGAGAUAUGAGUUGUUCUCAUCAAAGAAUGAAACAUGGAGAGAAGAAAUGUUUAGUCACUACCACUUGACCCCAACAGAUGAUUCUGCUUGGUCUAGCUUGCUUCCAAGGAAGGUGCUGAAGGAGGGAGAUAGUUUUGAUUGGAUGAUGAUGUAUAAGAAGAUAAAGAGUUAUGGGGGUGGAGCUGGUGGGGGGUUUCUUAAUGAGAUUUCACUUCAUGAUGUGAGGCUUCACCCCAACUCAGUGCAUGGAAGGGCUCAACAGACAAACUUGGAGUACUUGCUGAUGCUGGAUGUUGAUAGGCUGGUAUGGAGCUUCAGGAAGACAGCUGGUUUGGAUACUCCUGGGGAGACUUAUGGAGGGUGGGAGGAUUCUACUGUGGAGCUGCGGGGUCAUUUUGUAGGGCAUUACCUUAGUGCAUCAGCACAACUGUGGGCAAGUACACACAAUGCCACUCUCAAAAAUCAGAUGUCUGCUGUUGUUACUGCACUAUCUACCUGUCAAAAUAAAAUCGGAUCAGGUUACUUAUCUGCUUUUCCAUCCGAAUUGUUUGACCGUUUUGAAGCUAUAAAACCUGUAUGGGCACCGUACUAUACUAUUCACAAGAUUUUGGCUGGUCUCUUGGAUCAGUACAUUUUUGCUAGUAAUUCUCAAGCUUUGAACAUGACAAAAUGGAUGGUUGAUUACUUUUAUGAUCGUGUACAAAACGUGAUCUCAAGAUAUACGAUUGAAAGGCACUGGCUAUCUUUAAAUGAAGAAACGGGUGGAAUGAACGAUGUUCUUUAUAGGCUGUACAGCAUUACGGCUGAUCCAAAACACUUAAUGUUGGCUCACCUUUUUGACAAACCAUGUUUUCUGGGGUUACUAGCAAUAAAGGCUGAUAGCUUAUCGGGGUUUCAUGCAAACACGCAUAUCCCAGUUGUGAUUGGAUCUCAAAUGCGUUAUGAAAUAACCGGUGAUCCAAUUUAUAAGGAAAUCGGGACGUAUUUUAUGGAGAUAGUCAAUAGUUCACAUGCUUAUGCCACCGGGGGGACAUCAGUCGGUGAGCUGUGGUCUGAUCCGAAGAGAUUGGCAAGCACGCUCAAGACUGAGAAUGAAGAAUCGUGUACAACCUAUAACAUGCUGAAGGUGUCUAGACACCUGUUCAGAUGGACGAAAGAGAUGGCUUAUGCUGAUUAUUAUGAGAGGGCGUUAACAAAUGGGGUUCUUAGCAUUCAGAGAGGAACAGAGCCUGGAGUAAUGAUUUAUAUGUUGCCCCUACAACCCGGUGGUUCCAAGGCCAAAAGUUACCAUGGUUGGGGUACCAAAUUUGAUUCUUUCUGGUGUUGCUAUGGGACAGGAAUUGAAUCAUUUUCCAAGUUGGGGGAUUCUAUAUACUUUGAAGAGCAAGGAAAAGUUCCAGGACUCUACAUCAUCCAGUACAUACCUAGCUCCAUUGAUUGGAAAUCUGGUCACAUUAUGCUUAACCAGAUCAUAGAUCCAGUUAGUUCACAGGAUAAUCGUCUGUGUGUAACCAUAACCGUAACAAUGCAGCAGUUAUCUAGUCUACCAUCUACAUUAAAUUUGAGGAUACCAACAUGGACAUACGCAAGCAGUGCAAAAGCAUUGCUUAAUGGACAAGCUCUAUCUCUUCCACCACCAGGCAACUUCCUAUCGAUUACCAGAAGUUGGACCUCUAAUGACAAAAUUACCCUUGAGCUACCUAUGAGUCUUAGAACUGAGGCCAUUAAAGAUGAUCGGCCAGAAUAUGCUUCUAUUCAGGCAGUCCUUUAUGGUCCAUACCUACUAGCUGGUCUUUCCAGUGGUGAUUGGGACAUUAAAGCUACAUCACCAUCAGUUUCUCCUUCAACAUGGAUAUACCCCAUCCCAACUGACAAUUCUGUUCUGGUCUCUCUAACCCAAGAAUCCGGGAACGACUCUUUCAUCGUAACAAACUCAAACCAGACCAUUAAUAUGAAACCAUACCCCAAAUCCGGAACAGAUUCUGCAGCAAGAGCUACAUUUAGGCUCUUUUCAAAAGUCACGUCUAACAAGAAGCUUUCAUUACCAAUAGAUCUCAUAGGGAGAGUCGUCAGGCUAGAGGCAUUCGACUGUCCAGGAAUGGUAGUGAAACAAGGGGAAGAGAAAAGCUUGGUAGUUGAGAAUUAUUCCUCAUCGGACGAAAGCGCCACCACUUCUGACUUUCUUUUAACUGAGGGAUUAGAUGGGAAAAACGGGACGGUGUCAUUGGAGUCCGUAUCCCAGAAAGGUUGUUAUUUUUAUAGUGGUGCCGAUUAUGGGCUCGGUUUAGGUGUCAAGCUGAGGUGCAUGGAUGAGUCCUCACCAGAUGCUGGGUUUAAACAUGCUUCAAGCUUUAAACUGGAAACUGGGAUGAGUGAGUAUCAUCCCAUCAGCUUUGUGGCCAAAGGAACAAAUAGAAAUUUCCUUUUGGUUCCAUUACAUAGUUUGAGGGAUGAAUCUUAUACCGUUUACUUUAACAUCACCUUUUGAGGGAUGGAAGAAUGUUGCUCUUUGUCUGUGUAUGAGAGCACGUACUCUAUAAUUUAAUGUUCUAUUAUAUAUUGCACAAAAAUGUGAUUUAAAAACUUUUAGUAACUAUUAACUAAUGAUGUAUAAAUUUUACAUCAAAGUGACUAUAAAAAGUGUACUCAUAGGUAAUUUUAGAACUUUU
Molecule: messenger RNA, 3930 nt
Organism: Cuscuta epithymum
Lineage: Eukaryota; Viridiplantae; Streptophyta; Magnoliopsida; Solanales; Convolvulaceae
Source: the annotation of a GenBank genome assembly